Chrysochloris asiatica (Cape golden mole) is the source of this 2058-nucleotide messenger RNA. RefSeq names its product growth arrest-specific 2 like 1 (gene GAS2L1). Gene Ontology annotation, cellular component: cytoplasm; stress fiber; microtubule plus-end. Bases 1 to 2058 code for a protein of 685 amino acids. Lineage: Eukaryota; Metazoa; Chordata; Mammalia; Afrosoricida; Chrysochloridae. The record is from RefSeq and is a predicted model, not a curated record. The transcript is spliced from 5 exons. Gene Ontology annotation, biological process: protein localization to microtubule plus-end; microtubule bundle formation; actin crosslink formation. Gene Ontology annotation, molecular function: cytoskeletal adaptor activity; actin filament binding; microtubule binding.
AUGGCAGACCCUGUUGCUAGCAUCGCUGGCUCGGCAGCCAAGAGCGUGCGGCCGUACCGUUCAAGUGAGGCAUACGUGGAGGCCAUGAAGGAGGACCUGGCAGAGUGGCUCAAUGCUUUGUAUAGCCUGGGGCUGCCUAGUGGUGGUGAUGGCUUCCUGGCAGGAUUGGCCACGGGUACGACCCUGUGCCAACAUGCCAAUGCUGUCACUGAGGCUGCCCAUGCCUUGGCUGCUGCCCGCCCGACCCGAGGUGUGGUCUUCCAGGCACACAGUGUGGUACCUGGCUCAUUCAUGGCCCGAGACAAUGUGGCCACUUUCAUUGGCUGGUGCCGCGCGGAGCUGGGUGUACCUGAGGUGCUCAUGUUCGAGACCGAGGACUUGGUGCUUCGGAAGAAUGAGAAGAGCGUGGUUCUGUGCCUGCUGGAGGUGGCAAGGCGUGGGGCCCGCCUUGGCCUGCUUGCCCCCCGUCUUGUGCAGUUUGAGCAAGAGAUUGAGCGUGAGCUUCGUGCCACACCCCCAGCUCCCAAUGCCCCUGCCACCGGGGAGAACUCCAGGGAGGAAUCUGCUGAGGCUGCUGCUGCAACUGGCGUUCCCCCUCGUGGGCCUCGCAUGACACCCAGUGACCUACGCAAUCUUGAUGAGCUGGUGAGGGAAAUCCUAGGCCAAUGCACCUGCCCAGACCAGUUCCCCAUGAUAAAGGUCUCAGAGGGAAAGUACCGAGUGGGAGAUUCCAGUCUGCUCAUCUUUGUCCGGGUGCUGAGGAGCCACGUGAUGGUGCGUGUGGGUGGUGGCUGGGACACACUGGAGCACUACCUGGACAAGCAUGACCCAUGUCGCUGUUCUUCCAUUGCCCACCGCCUGCCCCAGUCCAGGGCUCAGACCUUCUCUCCCCAGAAGGGGUCGCCCACCCCCAGUCCCCGAGCUAGUAGCCCAGCCCCUGGGGGUGAUCGUCGGGGCUCCCGGCCUGAGGUGACCCCCAUUAGUCUACGAAGCUCUAAGGAGGGGCCUGAGACCCCACUCAGGCCCCGGGAUCAGCUACCCCCUCACCCCCGCUCCCGCCGUUACUCAGGAGACAGUGACUCUUCAGCCUCUUCAGCCCAGAGUGGUCCCCUUGGUGCCCGCAGUGAUGACCCAGGCACUGGCCCUCGGAAGGAGCGUCCCAGCCGACGACUGACCACAGGCCCCCCAGCUUCCCCAAGGAGGCCCCCAACCCCUCGCAGCCAGUCUCGAGACCAGCUGGAUAGGAGUCAGCCCCGGGGGGCUUCUGGGGGCAGGGGGGCCCAAUUAGUGGCUCCCAGCCCUGCCCGCCGUACUCGGAGCCAGAGCCGUGAGGAGCACACUGUACUGCUGGUGCACAGAGACCAAGAAGGGCAGCACUCAUGGGUGUCCCGGGGCAGGGGUGGCGGUGACUCAGGCAGGGGCAGCCCCCAGACACCCCGGGCCCGCAGCCCUGCAGCACCCCGGCCAGCCCGGGUUCCCAGCCCUGGUCUGGAGUUGGGUGGAACGCCUGCCAGCGUCUUCCGCACACCUCUGCAGCUGGACCCACAGCAAGAGCAGCAGCUAUUCCAGCGCCUGGAAGAGGAGUUCCUGGCCAAUGCCCGUGCCCUCAAGGCUGCUACUGGUGGAAACCCCCCUGGCCCUGACCCUGACCCUGCUCGAGCCCCAGAUCCUCCAGCUCCCGACUCAGCCUACUGUUCCUCCAGUUCCUCCUCCUCUUCCCUCAGCGUCUUGGGUAGCAAGUGUGGCCCCCCUGGGGACCCUGCCCGGACAGCCAAUGGGCUUCCUGGGCCCCUAGGUCCAGCCUUAUCUAGUUCUUCUGACGAGGGCAGCCCCUGCCCUGCUCUUGUAGGGCCACCCAGUGUACCAGGGACAUCCCUUGUUAGCUCUGAGUCCUUGAGGACCUGGGCCCGGGGCCGCAUGGACACACAGCCAGACCGGAAGCCGUCUCGCAUUCCCACGCCACAGGGGCCCCGCCGCCUGUCUGGACCUACAGAGCCUGGGGCCUGGCAUGCCCUGCACUCGGUCAGCCCAAGGACCGAGCCUGAUUCCUGGAUGUGA